This is a messenger RNA of Suillus subalutaceus, 1278 nucleotides long. RefSeq lists its product as uncharacterized. Bases 1 to 1278 code for a protein of 425 amino acids. NCBI's taxonomy places the organism in Eukaryota, Fungi, Basidiomycota, Agaricomycetes, Boletales, Suillaceae. Gene Ontology annotation, molecular function: protein binding. The transcript is spliced from 3 exons. The record is from RefSeq and is a predicted model, not a curated record.
AUGGUCAACCUUACAUCCCGGAUAGCGUCUCUCCUCUGCAUCGCCCAUCCAACUAAGUUGGGUCAGAAAGCGCCGGCGAACAAACAAAACAUCUCACAGCCAAUUACGCCAGACCUUGAAACACAGCACUCCAAUGAUUUCGACCGCCCUGCCAUGCGCACGGACCAGACUCGGAGCGUUGGCGCCGUCAUCGCCGAUGGCGAGCGCCUCAUCGACAAGCGGGACGAGAUCAUCCACUCCGUGAACUUACACGAAGGACUUGAACCGGCUGUCUCUCACUUACCAGCCGAACUCUUAUCCGAAAUUUUUAUGCACACACUCCCAUCAUUCGAUGAAUUAUUGCCCCCAUCGAAGCUACGAUCUCCCAUGUUGUUGACCAGGAUAUGCCGAAGAUGGAGGGAAGUUGUUGUUGACACGCCAAGUUUAUGGUGCAGACUGUUUGGUGGGUAUAAGAGCUCCCAGCGCGGGCACAGGUCGCAAGAAGCAUUCUGCUACAACACAUGGCUCAAGCGAUCGCGAGGACUUCCACUGUCGUUGGCACUCACGUGUCGCACAAAUCACUUGACCAGCCUUCUUCAGCCUUACAUGAAUCAAAUCUCGUCUCUUCGUAUCGUUUACUGCGCCGCCACACGCGACCUUUUGUUAAGCGACCUCCCAGCGCUUCAGGUACUUAUCGUGGAUGGGUGGAUCGGUAACUUUCAAUUUCAGGAGAGUGCUAUCGCACAAUCUAUCUUGAACCAUUCAUUCACCCUGCGCAGUCUCAAAGUCAGUAGACCAUCGUCUUCAUUCUACUUGGCCGGCUUCCACUCCUUCAAGAAUUCCAGAUGGCCCCAUCUCACACAUGCACAUGUUGAGAUCACUGUUUACCAACAAGAUCUACUCAUUUUACUGCAGCAGGCUCCUAACCUCUCCUCAGCCAAGAUUUUCGUAGCUGUACUUACUGCACACCCUCCCUUACCGGUAGAGCCAUGCACGCACACGAAGCUUCAAGUCUUGCACAUCAAUUGUUCCAAAUCGCCCUUAGCAUUCCCUAACCUGCUUAAUGCCCUAUCACUCCCUAAUUUACGCGAGUUAAUGGCUGGCGCUUUAUGCAUGCAGUGGCCUCACGAGGAGUUCAAAGCAUUUUCAGCACGGUCAAAGUGUCCUCUGGAGUUCCUGAGUUUGGGUGAUGCAAUGACAGCCUCAGAACUGGACGAGCUGCGAGCGGAAUACAUCGCUCUCAUUCCUUCUCUUGAAGUAGUUGUGGAUCUGGCCGCGAUUUCCAGUUAUCUUGAGUAG